Penaeus indicus is the source of this 1384-nucleotide messenger RNA. Its product is annotated as probable deoxyhypusine synthase. Gene Ontology annotation, biological process: peptidyl-hypusine biosynthetic process. The transcript is spliced from 9 exons. Lineage: Eukaryota; Metazoa; Arthropoda; Malacostraca; Decapoda; Penaeidae. The record is from RefSeq and is a predicted model, not a curated record. Gene Ontology annotation, cellular component: cytoplasm. Gene Ontology annotation, molecular function: deoxyhypusine synthase activity. The coding region runs from base 254 to 1336 and encodes 360 amino acids.
UCCUCGAGAGCCGCGUGUUGUUUAUGAAGCCAUUUCAUAUCAACACGUCUCACGUUACUAAAUACAAACAAUUAUUCAAAACAAGAAGAGAUGAAAGUCACACUUAACUGAAAAGGAAAGAUUUAGCCGAGGUAAAUGAAGUCGUUUUCAUAUUGACGUUUGAGAGUAUAAACGAAAUUCUGGAAAGGAUUAAUAAUAAAAGGACCGAAACCUCUUCAGUAAUACGAAAGAUCUCUACAUAUUAUAUUAAAUAAUGGAACCCCAAAAUGAUAUUGCAAGAGAUGCUGUGCUUGUUCAGUCAGAAGCAGUCCCUGAAGGGACACCAGUGGUUCAAGGCUAUGACUACAACAAUGGCAUUGAUUAUCAGAAGCUCUUGGAGACUUACAGAUAUUCAGGAUUUCAAGCAACUAGUUUUGGCUGUGCAGUAGAGGAGAUCAGGAAAAUGAUUGAGUCUAGGGAAUCACCAUUACCUGAAGAAUUCACUCCUGAUUCAGAAGAUGAAUUUAUUAAGAUCAGAAAUAAUUGCACCAUUUUUCUGGGGUAUACGUCCAAUAUGGUGUCUUGUGGAGUCAGGGAGACAAUAAGGUUUCUUGUAGAGCACCAUUUAGUGGACUGCCUCGUUACAACUGCAGGAGGGGUAGAAGAAGAUCUCAUAAAAUGCCUGGCCCCAACUUACCUAGGUGAUUGGUAUCUGAAAGGGAAGGAGUUACGAAUGAAAGGACUCAAUCGAAUUGGCAACCUUAUUGUGCCAAAUGAUAAUUAUUGUAAAUUUGAGGACUGGGUAACACCACUACUAGACAAAAUGCUUGAAGAACAACAGUCUAAGGGAAUAGUGUGGUCCCCAUCUAAAAUUAUUGCACGUCUAGGUGAAGAAAUAGGAGAUCCUUCCUGUAUUGCAUAUUGGGCUGCUAAGAAUAAGAUUCCAAUUUUUAGUCCUGCAUUGACUGAUGGUAGUCUUGGAGACAUGAUGUAUUUCCAUAGCAUAAAGAAUCCAGGCUUGAUUGUAGACAUCAAUUCUGAUCUAAGAAGACUCAAUCAGUUUGCCAAGAAAUCUCUAAAUACUGGAAUGGUGAUAGUAGGCGGCGGAAUCAUCAAGCACCAUAUAUGCAAUGCUAAUCUCAUGAGAAAUGGUGCUAAUUUUUCAGUGUUUCUGAAUACUGCAAGUGAAUGGGAUGGCAGUGAUAGUGGUGCUCGACCAGAUGAGGCAGUCUCAUGGGGAAAGAUUAAAAUGGAUUCAACCCCUGUUAAAAUCUAUGGGGAAGCAUCAUUUGUAUUCCCAUUGUUAGUUGGUGAAACAUUUGCCAAGCAUUAUCACAGGAAAAAGACAGCACAGUAAAAGCUGGUUAUAUGAAUAUGUUUGGAACAUAUUAAAUUGUUAUCAAGA